GAGCACGUUAAAUCGUGCUUGUCAUCGCGCUACAACAACAUCGAGCAGACGCCAGACCUGUCAAGCUCCCUCAAAGCAUGAGAGUCGUUGCAAAUAUUAUUGCCCCACGACUGUAUAGGAUCUCGAAUGUAUCUCGGGAUUGUUCUCGAUGAGCAAUGCCGAACCCUACCUUCGUUUCGCGGAUCAAUCAGAUCGACGCGGUGCAGCUCGACCACGAGAUCUACAAAGUCCUGCGCAGCCAGCUCGACGAGAUAACCAAGUACUUCGCGCCCGGCAAGAUCGUCGAGUGGAAGCCGGAGAUCGACGCGCUCGUCAAGUGCCUCAUCUGGAAUUACUCCCUCAAUGCCAACAGCACGACCUUUGGGCAGCAGCUGCUCAGCCUGUCGUACGACGAGCUCGGCCGAAAGAGCAGCAUUCUCUGGCUCUUGGCCCUGGUUCUGCCGACUUACUUGAGGCAGCGUCUCGUCGAUGAAAAUUUCAUUUCGUCAAGACUGCCGCCUGCCUAUCGAACGAGCGCGAUAAAAGAUUACGCCGAGAGAAUCGAUAAUUUCUUGCACUUGUUGAAGUUUUUGUGGAUGUUACGCUUUUUGGGCUCGGGUAAUCAACCUAGAAUAAUUGAGACGUUUUUAGGUAUAUACAAUCGGUCAUCGAACAGGAAUAAACCUCGUUCUAUAGGAUACUCUUACAUGACCAGAGAAUUACUUUGGCACGGACUCAUUGAACUUUUCACCAUUAGCAUACCAAUGAUCGAUUUCAGAAGAAUCCAAAAGUAUUGGAGAAAUAUAUGGUCGAGUAAAAGAAAGGAAAAGAGCAUCGUGCUCUCUUGUAAAUUAAGUGAAAAUUCAGUUUGUGCUUAUUGCGAUCAAGUGCCAAUAUUUCCAAAGUGGGCUGGGUGCGCCCAUGUUUUUUGUUAUUACUGCUUAGAAGGACUGUUCAUCGCGUCGGAUCCUUACAAGUGUCCUAUUUGUGAAGAAACUUUGUAUCAUUCCGAAAUGAAAACUCACUUGAAUAUUUAA
Messenger RNA from Trichogramma pretiosum, 1016 nucleotides. It is a transcript of the gene Pex2, whose product is annotated as peroxisome biogenesis factor 2. Gene Ontology annotation, cellular component: peroxisomal membrane. Lineage: Eukaryota; Metazoa; Arthropoda; Insecta; Hymenoptera; Trichogrammatidae. The record is from RefSeq and is a predicted model, not a curated record. The transcript has a single exon. The coding region runs from base 156 to 1016 and encodes 286 amino acids. Gene Ontology annotation, biological process: protein import into peroxisome matrix. Gene Ontology annotation, molecular function: zinc ion binding.